This is a messenger RNA of Fulvia fulva, 1719 nucleotides long. RefSeq lists its product as uncharacterized. The coding region runs from base 1 to 1719 and encodes 572 amino acids. NCBI's taxonomy places the organism in Eukaryota, Fungi, Ascomycota, Dothideomycetes, Mycosphaerellales, Mycosphaerellaceae. The transcript has 6 exons. The record is from RefSeq and is a predicted model, not a curated record. Gene Ontology annotation, molecular function: ATP binding; protein kinase activity. Gene Ontology annotation, biological process: protein phosphorylation.
AUGGCUCUACCAGAAGGAGAACAACUGUGGGUCGAUCUAGAUAUUGAUGCUUGGAACAGCGCAGGCAAAGACGGGCGGGGUCGUGCUCCAUUCGAAGCAGGAGCUAGGACCAGAUGGAACCAACUUGCAGCAGACACCCGUCAGCAGAUGCGAGACGCCCUUCAGGGACAUCACUACCAUGACGAGCAAGUGAGGGCACAGACUGCUAGUCUCGGGCACGAGCCGACCAAGGAGGAUAUCGAUGGUCUUCGUCGGUACAUGUUGAAGCUCGAUGACCUUAUUGACGAGAGACAGAACCUUGGUCAAAGCAUAGCUGCUUUGAGAACUCUGCGUAGUGUUGAGGCAGAUACAGGUGGUCGGGUGGUGACAUUAUUGAACCGAUCUGAGACCACCAAUAGGGCUGAACGCACCGCGCUGAUCGACUCACGAACUCGUCUACAAGCAGUACUAGACGGUCAUGAUAGAAGACAGCAGCGAGAGCAUGCACGACGUGAGAAUGCUCGCAGGGAGGAACAACAGCAAUCGAGGAAGCGGCGUCAAGAGGAACUCCAAAACGUGCAAAGUCCCGGAAUUAUCGAGAACGAUGGUAACGACUCUGAUGGACAACGAUCAACGAGCGUCUUUGCUGAGGAACUUUUGCGUGGACAAGCCGCAGACGAGGAGCGUUCAGACACAGAAUCUGAGCAAGGAGAAAGCAUUCGUCAGGCGCAAGGACAGCUGAGCAGUGCAUGGGCUGGUCCGGCAUCUCUUGGCUCCGGCGCAAUGGGAACUUGCGAAGUCUUCGUCAAGCAGAACUCUGAUGGUAUCAUCGUUGACCGUGUCGCCAUCAAAGAUGCGAGGGCAGGGCAAAGUGACAAGUUCCAGCAUCAUGAGCUUACCGAUAUGCCAGCAGAAGUCGCAGCAAUGUACAAACUCCGACCAUUGAAGGGCUCAGAAAGGAUCGUCAAGAUCCGCAAUUGGCGGAGAUAUCCGCUGGAUUACCAAGAGUAUGACUAUCGGAUCUAUACGGAGUACUGUGGACAUGGUGACCUCCAUUCGCUUGUGAAGAAGUACUGGCCCGCACGGAGGCUAGACCCUGCAGAACCAGAGAUACCUGAGGGCCAGCGCGAUUGGAUACCAGAGCCAUUUCUAUGGGCUGUCUUCGAGUCCCUGGCUACGGCUGGAGUGCUCAUGCUUCGAGGCGAUCUGGAACCACCCAUGUCGAGGAUGUGGGAGUCCAUCGUGCACGGGGACCUGAAGCUCUCGAACGUGUUCCUAGGAGAGCCAUCGAGAGAUCACUACCGUGGCUCUCCUCAGGCGAAGCUCGGGGACUUCGGUGUGUCUUUGAUCAUCAAGCAAGCACAUCAGUGCUUACCAGAGGAAGAAGAACCAGAAAUGGCAGAUUUUUUCGCCAACGCACAGAAGGAUAUGCCCGAGGGAGAGAAAGGAUUCGGAACUCCUAAUGCUCGACCACCGGAACAGAAAUUUCAAGUCGCAGUUGAAGAAAAAUGGCAACCGGACUCGAGAGCCAAUGUUUGGGGUGUUGGCUUCGUUCUCUGGAGUCUGAUCAAAGGCAUCGAUCAGGAUAAGACCCUGAACGACUUCGACGGUGCCAAUACAGAAGGCAGGAAACCGGCACGAUUCAUCAAGGCUGCAAGAAAUCAAUACAGCUAUAAGCUGCGAAGAUUGAUCCGGAAUUGUCUCAACUGGAAUCGGAACCAGCGACCAACAUUUGACUAA